UUCUUCACCAACCUCAUCUCACAGUCUUCAAUCUCCAAAAUUUUCUCCAUUAAUCGCACAAAUCCGAAGCUUUCAAUCACACUUCUCUCCACCAAUGGGCCUUUCAACUUCUUCUUCAACCUCAAUUUCUAGGGCUCACUACAACAUCCACAAUCUCUUCCUCCUCUGCAACUACGUCCUCCUCGGCGCCGCCACCAGCUGCAUUUUCCUAACCCUAUCCCUCCGCCUCCUCCCUUCCGUUUGCGGUUUCUUCAUCAUCUUCCUCCACGCAUUCACCAUCGCCGGCGCUAUCUCCGGCUGCGCCAUGGCCUCUGCCGCCACCGGCCGCUGGUACGGCGUCCACAUGGUCUUCACCGUCCUCGCCGCCAUCUUCCAAGGCUCCCUCACGGUCCUGGUCUACACCAGAACAGCCAACUUCCUUGGCGAACUGAAAUCGUACGUCCGGGAGGAAAGCGGAACUGUGAUUCUGAAAUUGAGCGGCGGAUUGAGCGGCUUGAUCUUCUGUCUGGAGUGGAUCGUCCUGGUUCUUGCGUUUUGGUUGAAAUACUAUUUGUAUGUUGAAGGAAAUGGAAGUAGAGAGGAUCUGAAGAUUCCAAAUGGGAAGGUUCAGCAGUUUGAAGAUUCCAAAUGGGCGCCGCCUUUCCCUGUUUAGGAAUACUUCCUUGUAUUCCGUUGCAUGCUUUUCCUUUCUUGUUCAUUCAAUUUCUGAUUCAUAUUCAUUCCUAUGUGUUCUUUCCUAGUUCGCUCUAUCAUUUAUGAGGGAGUAAUCAUAUAAUAUACCAUUCCUUACCUUUUUCAAA
Molecule: messenger RNA, 800 nt
Organism: Cucurbita pepo subsp. pepo (vegetable marrow)
Lineage: Eukaryota; Viridiplantae; Streptophyta; Magnoliopsida; Cucurbitales; Cucurbitaceae
Source: RefSeq, a predicted model, not a curated record